GUCUAUACAGUGGCAGCAGGAAUUGAAUCGGCGGUAUACAUGCAACAUGGCAGAAUGAACAAGAUGGAACGAGGAGAACGCUUCGGCGGAAAUAUCUGUUGCUCGAACUUGGCGAAUCCCCAUCUUUUGGCGGUCGAGGAUCAAGAACAUGCUUCGCAAGAAGUAACCGCUGCUCUUGAACUUCAGAACCGAGCAGUGGGAAGACGACGGAGACGAGCCGUCGGUCCGUCGGCCAGCUCAGCCAGCUACCGAGGGCACGGUCUCGCAGCAUGGGCACGGGCCAUGCUGCACGUCCUGUCACCUCUUUAUGACAUUCUGUUAAUCUUCUGUUGGAGCAGUUCACUCCCCUUCGUCCUCUACACGUCCAGCUCCUACGACUAUGCCCAUACUCACCAUGCAUCUGCCCCAGCUGUCGUACAGGCGGCACGUCGCUCUUUUGGUGGCCCUUGUCCUCUCCUCCCUCAUUCUAGUGUACGUCCUCUCGCGGAACUGCUCACUCAGCACGCUCAUCACCUUCUCGUCGCCCUUCAUUCCAAGCAUCUCGUUCCUUCGCGGCCCCGCCUCGUUCGGCGUGUUUGGCUACUGCGAGGACGGCUGCAUGCGUGGGGCUCCUUACGAGUGGAGCCCGGCGAUCAACGCCUCGCUCACGGGCGUAAUGCUUCUCUGGCCUAUCUGUGCGUUCGUGGGUGAGGAGCAGUCUAACGCAGGUAUGGCAAGCAAUUUCCUUGCGCUCGUCGUGAUCGGUUUCUCCUGCGUGCCUGGGAGCCAAGUCCCGUUCUAUCUCGCCAUGGGCGUCAGCACCACUACCAUGUACCUUGCUUGGCUCCUUGGCAUCUUCGGCUGGAGUAUGGCGCGGCGCGGUCUCGCGAUCGGCGAAACCAAGUCAGAACUGGGUUCGUGGGUCGUCGGCUGGCCAGAGCCGCCUGUUGGCGUGACGGAGCGCAAGACUCGAAGGAAAACCGUGCGCCAUAGAGGACACGGGCCUGCGCAACAGACGGACGAGUAUUACCAUUAUAGACGCACGACGCGCGAGUUCACGCCUGCGACGCGCGUGUGA
Molecule: messenger RNA, 1057 nt
Organism: Cutaneotrichosporon oleaginosum
Lineage: Eukaryota; Fungi; Basidiomycota; Tremellomycetes; Trichosporonales; Trichosporonaceae
Source: RefSeq, a predicted model, not a curated record